Messenger RNA from Lolium perenne, 750 nucleotides. RefSeq names its product adenine phosphoribosyltransferase 2. NCBI's taxonomy places the organism in Eukaryota, Viridiplantae, Streptophyta, Magnoliopsida, Poales, Poaceae. Gene Ontology annotation, molecular function: adenine phosphoribosyltransferase activity. Gene Ontology annotation, cellular component: cytosol; cytoplasm. Gene Ontology annotation, biological process: adenine salvage. The record is from RefSeq and is a predicted model, not a curated record.
GCCUUUCUCCCUAGCCAGUAGCCACCACAACAACUCGAAGCGAUACUAGAUAUAGCUGAAGAAGAUCAGACGACGACGAAGCAAAGCAAAGCAAACGAAAGAGGAUACAUGGGGGAGCAGGAGAGCAGAAGCAGCUGCGAGAGCGGCGGCGACGCGAUGGCGCCGGCGGGGAAGGAGCACGGCCGCGCCGCCGCGGACCCGCGCCUCCAGGGCAUUUCCGACGCUAUACGCGUCGUCCCGCACUUCCCCAAGCCAGGGAUCAUGUUCAACGACAUCACGGCGGUGCUGCUGCGGCCGGGCGUGUUCAAGGACGCCGUGGACAUGUUCGUGGAGCGCUACCGGGGCAUGGGCAUCGCCGCCGUCGCAGGUAUUGAAGCUAGAGGGUUCAUAUUCGGCCCGGCAAUCGCGUUGGCCAUUGGAGCGAAAUUCAUACCCUUGCGCAAACCCGGGAAACUACCAGGCGAGGUGAUCUCCGAGAGCUAUGUGCUUGAGUAUGGAACGGAUUGCUUGGAGAUGCACCUUGGAGCCGUCGAGCCGGGCGAGCGCGUAGUGGUUGUCGACGAUUUGGUAGCGACCGGUGGGACACUCUCUGCGGCUAUAAGGCUUAUUGAGCGUGCUGGAGCUGACGUUGUUGAGUGUGCAUGCUUAAUUGGACUUCCGAAGUUUAAGGAUUUCUACAAGCUUGACGGAAAGCCAGUUUACAUACUGGUGGAAUCUCGCAAAUAGGAAGUAAAAAUGAUAAUCGCUCAG